CUAGGCACAUUCAAGUCUCACGACGGAGACUAUUUUGUAGAGCCAUUGCUUUCACUUGAAGAACAGGAGUAUGAAGAAGAGCACAACAAGCCACAUCUAGUCUAUCGCCACCGAACACCUCACACCAACUCUUCAGGGGACAGGCAGACUUGUGAUACUUCAGGUCAUGAAAAUAGUCACAAAAAGAGCAAGCGGAAACACUGGAGAAAACAGUGGGUAGAAAACAGCAUGUUGUCUGAUGUGGAGACCUUAAAACAUAGCCUCAAUGUGAAAUCAUUUUCUAUGGAGAGCAACAAGACUGGGAACAUCAGUGACAAGAAGAGCCACAGAAGGACAAAACGGUUUCUCUCCUACCCUCGGUUUGUCGAAGUGAUGGUGGUGGCUGAUAGUAGGAUGGUUGCCUACCAUGGAGCUAAUCUGCAGCACUAUGUCCUGACAUUAAUGUCAAUAGUAGCUUCUAUCUACAAAGACCCAAGUAUUGGAAAUUUAAUUAAUAUCGUUAUUGUGAAAUUAGUCGUGAUACAUAACGAACAGGAUGGUCCUGCAAUAUCUUACAAUGCCCAGACAACAUUAAAAAACUUUUGUCAAUGGCAACAAUCCCAAAACCACCCUGAAGGAAGUCACCUUCAACAUGAUACAGCUGUGCUGGUUACCAGACAGGAUAUUUGUAGAGCACACGACAAAUGUGAUACUCUGGGUCUGGCAGAGCUGGGCACAGUUUGUGAUCCAUACAGGAGCUGUUCAAUUAGUGAAGACAACGGGCUGAGCACUGCUUUCACAAUAGCACAUGAACUUGGCCAUGUAUUUAACAUGCCACAUGAUGACAAUCAUAAAUGCAAAGAAGAUGGAGGUAAAAAUCAACAGCAUGUCAUGGCGCCAACGCUGAACUUCUACACCAAUCCCUGGAUGUGGUCAAAAUGCAGUAGGAAAUACAUCACUGAAUUUCUAGACACUGGUUAUGGGGAAUGUUUGCUUGACGAACCUUCAUCAAGAACUUACACAUUGCCUCAGCAGCUCCCGGGGCUGAUUUAUGAUGUCAAUAAACAAUGUGAGUUAAUUUUUGGACCUGGAUCUCAAGUGUGCCCAUAUAUGAUGCAAUGUCGGCGACUUUGGUGUAUUAACAUUGAUGGAGCGCACAAGGGAUGUCGAACUCAGCACACACCUUGGGCUGAUGGCACCGAGUGUGAACCUGGAAAGCACUGCCGGUUCGGGAUGUGUGUCCCCAAGGAGCGGGAGGCGCCGGUGCUGGACGGCGCCUGGGGCACGUGGAGCCCUUUUGGCACCUGCUCGAGGACCUGCGGCGGGGGCAUAAAGACGGCGAUCCGGGAAUGCAACAGGCCCGAGCCUAAAAACGGUGGCAAGUACUGCGUGGGCCGCCGCAUGAAGUUCAAGUCAUGCAACACGGAGCCGUGCUCAAAGCUGAAGAAGGACUUCCGCGACGAGCAGUGCGCCGACUUCGACGGCAAGCACUUCAACAUCAACGGGCUGCCCACCAACGUGCGCUGGGUCCCCAAGUACAGUGGAAUCCUCAUGAAGGAUCGGUGCAAGCUCUUCUGCCGCGUGGCGGGCAACACGGCCUACUACCAGCUCCGCGACCGCGUCGUGGACGGCACUCCCUGCGGGCCCGACACCAACGACAUCUGCGUGCAGGGGCUCUGCCGGCAAGCUGGGUGCGAUCAUGUGCUGAAUUCAAAAGCAAGAAGAGACAAAUGCGGCGUUUGUGGUGGGGAUAAUUCUUCGUGCAAAACUAUUGCAGGCACAUUUAACACGGUGCAUUAUGGCUAUAACGUUGUGGUCCGCAUCCCAGCUGGUGCCACAAACAUUGAUGUGCGUCAGCACAGUUACUCAGGGAAACCGGAGGAUGACAACUACCUGGCCUUAUCUAACAGUCAAGGAGACUUUAUAUUAAAUGGAGACUUUGUCGUCAGUAUGUUUAAAAGGGAAAUCAAAGUUGGGAAUGCCGUGAUCGAAUACAGCGGAUCAGAUAAUACUAUUGAAAGGAUUAAUUCUACUGAUCGGAUUGAGCAGGAAAUAACACUUCAGGUUUUAUCAGUGGGCAAUUUGUACAACCCUGAUGUUCGCUAUACGUUUAAUAUCCCCAUUGAGGACAAACCACAGCAGUUUUACUGGAACGCCUAUGGCCCAUGGCAGCCCUGCAGCAAGCUCUGCCAAGGAGAAAGGAAAAGGAAACCUGUGUGUACGAGAGAGUCAGAUCAGCUCACUGUGUCAGACCAAAGAUGUGACCGAAUUCCCCAGCCUGAUCCAAUAACUGAGCCCUGCGGCACAGAAUGUGAAUUAAGGUGGCACGUGGCUAGGAAGAGCGAGUGCACGGCCCAGUGCGGCCUGGGCUACCGCACGCUGGAGAUCUACUGCUCCAAGUACAACCGGCUGGAAGGGAAGACAGAGAAGGUCGACGACCGCUUCUGCAGCAGCCAGCCCAAGCCGAGCACGAGGGAGAAGUGCACGGGGGACUGCAACGUUGGGGGCUGGCGGUACUCGGCAUGGACAGAGUGUUCUAAAAGCUGCGGCGGGGGCACGCGGCGGCGGCGAGCCAUGUGCGUUAACACCUACAACGACGUGCUGGACGACAGCAAGUGCAGUCAGCAGGAGAAGCUGACGGUGCAGCGGUGCAGCGACUUCUUGUGUCCCCAGUGGAAAAUGGGCGAUUGGUCCGAGUGCCUGGUCACCUGUGGGAAAGGGCACAAACAUCGCCAGACCUGGUGCCAGUUUGGCGAAGAUCGCUUAAACGACAGGUUUUGCGACCCCGAAACGAAGCCGGAGUCGGUGCAGAGCUGCCAACAGCAGGAGUGUGCGUCGUGGCAAGUUGGACCGUGGAGCCAGUGCACCGUGACGUGUGGACAAGGCUACCAGAUGAGGGCUGUCAAGUGUGUGGUAGGCACCUAUAUGUCGGUGGUGGAUGAUAACGAGUGUAACGCUGCAACCAGGCCAACAGAUACCCAGGACUGUGAAAUAGCAGCGUGUCCUCCCCAUCCAAAUAGUCCCGAGGCCAAGAGAUCCAUAUCGGGCGUUCACAGGACGCAGUGGCGAUUUGGAUCCUGGACACCAUGCUCGGCAACGUGCGGGAAAGGCACCAGGAUGCGAUACGUCAGCUGUCGGGACGACCAGGGCUCGGUGGCCGACGAGUCGGCUUGCUCCCACCUCCCGAAGCCAUCGGCCACGGAGAUGUGCACCGUGACGCCGUGCGGGCAGUGGAAGGCCUUGGAGUGGAGCUCCUGCUCAGUGACUUGUGGUCAAGGUAAGGCAACGCGACAAGUGAUCUGCAUCAAUUACAGUGACCAGCUGGUGGACAGAAGCGAAUGCGACGCGGAUGACCUGCCUGCCACCGAGCAAGACUGCUCCGUGUCUCCUUGUCACCCAAACAGCCAUGAUUACGGCAGGCCCAUCCACCCUUUCCUCUACCCGGACCAUCGUCUCAAGCUGCAGCCGGGAGGCAGCACCAACCGAAACCGCGCGCAUGUCCCAGGGGGCAAUCAGUGGCGCAUCGGCCCCUGGGGUGCUUGCACAAAGCCAUGCGGGGCCGGGACGAGAACGCGGCUCGUGGUGUGUCAGCGCCCGAAUGGGGAGAGGUUUACGGAUCUGAGCUGUGAGAUCCUCGACAAGCCACCGGACAGAGAGCAGUGCAAUGUGCAGGACUGUCCUAGAGAUGCUGCCUGGAGCGCUGGUCCUUGGAGCUCGUGUUCUGUCUCCUGUGGAAGGGGUCAAAAGCACCGAGCUGUGUACUGUUUGUCAAAGGAAGGGAGGCAUGUAGAAGAAGAUUAUUGCAAGCACCUUGCUAAACCCAAUGUGCAAAAGAAAUGCAGAGGGGGCAGAUGUCCGAAGUGGAAAACAGGAGAUUGGGGACAGUGCACGAAGACGUGCGGGGAGGCGUCGCGGCGCCGCCGGGUGCUGUGCGUGGACGAGCGCGGGCGCGCGGGCAGCAGCGGCCGCUGCACGCGACCCACGGGGGUGUCCUGGUGCUCCGUGACGUGCGGCAAGGGCUACCGGCAGCGCCUCGUGUCCUGCAGCGAGAUCUACACGGGCAAGGACCACUACGAGUACGGCUACCAGAACACCGUCCACUGCCCCGGCACGCAGCCGCCCAACAUCCAGCCCUGCUACCUCGGCGAGUGCCCCGUCUCGGCGUCCUGGCGCGUCGGCAACUGGGGCAGCUGCUCCGUGACCUGCGGCGUUGGAGUCAUGCACCGCUCGGUGCAGUGCUUAACCAACGACGACCAGGCCAGCGGCUUGUGCCACAUGGAUCUGAAACCUGAGGAAAGGAGGACGUGCCACAAUGUCCACGACUGUGAAUUACCCAGGAGCUGCAAAGACGUUAAAAAUCUCAAAGGUGUCACUGAGGAUGGCGAAUAUUACCUUCAAGUGAAAGGCAAGACAUUAAAGGUCUAUUGUUCUGGGAUGCAGACGGACAGUCCGAAGGAGUACGUGACCCUCGUGCAUGGGGACACAGAGAAUUUUUCAGAAGUGUAUGGAUACAGGUUACAUAACCCAACCGAGUGUCCGUAUAACGGGAGCCGGCGCGAAGACUGCCAGUGUAGGAAAGAUUACACAGCAGCUGGGUUUUCCACCUUCAGCAAAGUAAGGCUGGACCUGAACACUAUGCAAAUAAUAACGACUGAUUUGCAGUUUGCACAGACACAUGAUGGACGACCUGUUCCUUACGCCACUGCUGGGGACUGCUACAGUGCAGCUAAAUGCCCACAGGGUCGCUUCAGCAUCGACCUCUACGGAACGGGCCUGUCGCUAACAGGAACGGCCAAGUGGCUCUCGCAAGGGAAUUACGCGGUGUCGGAAAUUCAGAAAUCCCCCGAUGGUACCAAAGUAGUAGGAAAAUGUGGCGGUUACUGUGGAAAAUGUACUCCAUCGUCCGGAACAGGCCUUGACGUUCAAGUGUUAUAGCAAUGGGUCUCUGCAAGCAGACAGCUGAGCUGAGAUGGAUGAAGGAUAGCGAUGCAAUACCUCUGCCUUCCACUUUUUUUAAAAAAAUCUGUUUAUGUGUGUAUAUAGAUUGCAUAUUCUUAAUGUACAGUAUAAUAUUUAUGUUUGGAAUUAUUUAUUUUGAUUUAAUAUUUUUGUACGUAAAAUCAUUAUAUUAAGGCUGCUUUUCCUAUUUUUAAUUUUUUAUUGUUAAAUCCUGCAGUCAAACCACUGCAUUUUACGUACUCUACAUUAUAUGUAGCAUUAUGACAAGUGAUACUUUAUUGUCACUGUAUUCAGUUGUUUACUUUCAAUCAGUAAUUUUCCUUCGGUUAUGGGCUGCUCUGGCCCUUAACGGUGCUACACAAUCUGCAUAGGGGUAUUUUUGGCAUUUCAAUCUGUCUUUGUGCAAGGAAAAUAGACAAGAUGUGCUUAAAUUUUAUUUUAGCAAUCAGGCCGACAGCACUCAAGGAAAACAUGACAAUGAAUACAGUGCUAGUUGCAUUAGCAAUCUUUAUCUUCUAGGUAUGUUUUGAAUUUCACAUGACCUCUGUGGCCAGUGCUAAGAGUCACUGGUUUGGUGCUAACAUGGUAUUUAUUAACACUCUGUAGUUGUAGAUACUUUAAUCCAGUGCCUUUACCAGUGAAAACAGGAAGAAAGCAGAAAAAAAACAGGCAGCCCGUU
Messenger RNA from Tinamus guttatus (white-throated tinamou), 5617 nucleotides. Lineage: Eukaryota; Metazoa; Chordata; Aves; Tinamiformes; Tinamidae. The record is from RefSeq and is a predicted model, not a curated record.